Molecule: messenger RNA, 6309 nt
Organism: Alexandromys fortis (reed vole)
Lineage: Eukaryota; Metazoa; Chordata; Mammalia; Rodentia; Cricetidae
Gene: Hoatz
Product: HOATZ cilia and flagella associated protein
Exons: 5
Coding region: 366-788 (140 amino acids)
Biological process (GO): cilium assembly
Source: RefSeq, a predicted model, not a curated record
AAGAACAGGCAUUCUUUUCUGUUGCUGUUGCUUUUCUAACAGAACUAGAGCACACACAUUUUUAUUGUCUUUGUUUUUCAUCUUUGAAGAAAAAAUUUUACAGUGUAAAUCUCAAGACAUCUAAUGCAGCUAUAGCUUUGGAUGACAGCAAUCGAACUCAGGGCUGUACACAUCACACAGUUGAGGCUUUGACUCCGAGGCUUGACUGGCCCCGAAGGCUGUGACCGCGACAGAAGCCAGGGCCACACACGCUUGAGGAACCCCAGAUAACUAAGAAACUCAAGCUUCCCUUGUGACAGUUACCAAAGGGACGGUUCUCCGGUGGGGGCAGGGCGAAGGAACUGAGCGAAGCGUCCUGAGUCACCAUGGAAACGGGUCCCAGAAACAGUCCUAGCUCCGGGAAGGAAUCCCAGGAAAUCUGCUCCCCUGGAUUACUGGUGUUCACCGGCUGCUCUGAGCAGGAUGCCAGCUUGGCUAAGCAGUUUUGGCUCGGGGCGUCCAUGUAUCCCCCCACUGAAUCUCAGCUGGUGUUGACCAGGGACAGCAGCCAGCGGCUACCAGUGGCGAAGAAUUCUAAAGUCCAAGUGAGCGAGAAAACUCCAGUCCGACCCUUCCCCUUUGAUCAUAACAAGGAGGCAAAUGUCUUCGCUAAAGCCCAAAAGAUUCAGGAAGCUGAAGAGAAAGCAAAGUAUCUCCAAAAGGAGAUUAAGCCCAGGGUCCCAUGCUCGCGACAGAACCUCAGCUGUGCUGACAGCGGGGCGGGGAUAAAGUCAGUUCCUUCCUCAUAGACUCAUCUGGGAACUUUGCUCGACUCAUGGUCUUUUGCAAGAAUACGUCAAAAUGCAUAAGCACAUCUCCUGUCUUGUCAAUUUUGCUUUUGUCUCAUGGGCCUGAAUAUGAGGGGAGAGAAUGUAACUCCAUUAAAUAUUAAAACAAAUCUAGUUUGGGAUACUACUGCUUCUCUGAAUCUUACAAUAAAUACCCUCCCUGCUUUGUUGAUAUCACCAUCAAUAAUAUGUAGCUUGAUGUAGAAAAUGAAUGGAAGAAGACAUGGGUUUUUUUUCCUAUGUUACCUAUUUAAUUUUUUCCAUAUUGUAAACAUACACAUAAGUAUAUCCCAGGUGUGUUUCAUAUUAAAGAGGUGAAAAACAUUCCUUAUCAAUUCUUUUGAAGCUAUAUUCAACCAUUUUCUUAGAUGGAACCCUGGAAAUUUCUUUUCCAUUUUUCCUAAAGUAGUUUUGCCGCCUUCUUUCCCAACAGAUAUUGAUUUUUCAGUGACCCAGGUUUUAAACUCUAAUGCUACUCUCCAUUUUGGAAUAUUUUCCAGGGAUACAUUAUAAAUGCUUUCUGUUAGUAGGCAAAACGCUAUUAAUCACAACUACUAUUUCGGUGAUGGAUAUCAAUGGCAGGAACUCAAAACCACUUGGGCAUGUCAAGAUUGAAUGGCUUACUGUGUCCAUAAAGGAAACCUUAUAGCACUGUAUUGGACCAUUAUUUUUCCUUUGAGAGUUCUAAGUAGUCUGAAAACAUUUUAAUAAAUGAAUAGUCAGCUAAUUCUCUAAAAUCAUAAAACUAAUUUGCUUUCUAGUUUUGCCACCUUAAGAAAGCUCUUUAGCUGAUUAUCUCUUUAUGAAAAGAAUUAUAAAUAAUGUAUUUGCUACGAGAGUGAAGAAGAGAUCAGAACAAUAUUUUAGGUACAUACAUAGAAGGUGCAUUGGUAAUGUGAAUCUAGAAGCAAUUCUAACACAAGAGAAUGUAAACUAAAUGUUUUUAAGAGGAAAAUGUGCCAUCUGUAGGACAACAUCCCAGACAGGUUCUUCCCUUGGAAUAGGCUUUCCGUCAUUCUGCCACACAUCCUAUACAACGAAUGCUGACCAUAGAAGAGUUCCUCCCCAGAAGUUUGUUACAUGGUUCCUGCUUAAAGCAAAAGCAAGUCAGGUCAUGAUGUCAUUCUUAGAACCUUAGAAUCCUCACAAAAGUGUUUCUAGACCCUGUGGUAUGAAAGGGGAAGCUUUUCAGCAUUGCUAUCUAUUAUCCUAUACUUCCAGAGUAGUAACGGGACACUUAGAAUCAGUAUGUCAGCUUCAAAGAGCCAAAGAAAGAUAACAGUAUCCUUAGAGCUGCUGUGGAGACAUCCCGAUAGAAGAGCAUCCUCUGCUGUGUCAGAGUGAUAAGAAUGGGCUUCCUAGACAAGUCUAAAUGGUCCUGUCAGGAGUGUUACUUGGCCUAAUGUAAAAUAAUAUUUAUGAAAUUCUUUUUCUACCAUUAAAAGAAGACAAUAGGAUUGCCGGAUUCCUUCUCAACAACAAAAUAUAUCUAGCUAAAUUUGAUAGUCCGAUUUCACCCCAUCAUAUAACUGGAACAAUCAUAAAAGCAGAUUGCAUUGUGUGCCCACCAUUUUGCAAGCAAAUUAUGAAAGACUAGUACAUGAGUUUUGGGGUCGAUAUCUGAAUGCCUUUGCCCCCACCUAGCUGGGCAGUGAUGGCGCACACCUUUAAUCCAACCACUUGGAAGGCAAAGGCAGGUGGAUCUCUGAGUUCAAGGCCAGACUGAUCUAUGGAGCAAGUUCCAGAACAGCCAGGACUACACAGAGAAACCCUGUCUUGAAAAAACAAAACAAAACAAAAAUACUGCUUUAGAAUUAUCUAGUGUUUCCCUUCAAAUGCAUCUCUUUCCCUUUUUUCAAAGAUCAGUACAUUUUGCCUUCUCCCAUGUGCUUCACCAGAACAACAUAAAAACAUUUUAAACCAUUAGGUAAGGACUCACAUUAACCAUCUACUUACAACAUAUAAAUAAAGCUACUGAAUGUAAAAUGAUGCAAAAGGGGUGCUUUUAAUGAAUGAAUCAUUUGUAGACAUGCACUCACAAAGCAAUUGAAAUUUUUGAGUUGUCAAGCACACAAAUUUGCUGAGAACACUAUGAUCCUCUACCUUCACGUUUCAUAUUGUAACAAGAAUCCUUUUAGUGUGUGUCUGUGUGCUCCUGUAUAGAAAGUUGGCUAUUUUAAAUAGCCUCCAUGUACUAAAGUGUGCCCUAAUGUCACUAAGUGUAAAAAUACAUGAUGCAACUUAUGGAGAAAAUGCAUAAAUCAAACGAGCCUCACUCAGGCUUGAGUUAGCAUGCUAUUAGUUAUGCGUUCUAUGAAGUCCACAGCAUAUUUUGAAACAGAAACACACAUAAAACAAGGCUACCUGUAGUUCCAAUGAUGAAAUUCUGUAACAAAAGGCUGUCAGGAACCUAAGAGCAAUGACUUGAUAGGCACUAUUCGUUGUUGGCAAUGACUUUCCGGAACAUCAAUCACUACUGCAGAUAAUGAUAAUCUAGUGUACUCCCGGAGCUGAUCUAAGAAUAGUCUAAAUGUACAGCUCUGCCACCUACCACACCUCCCCACAUCUACUUACCAUAAUUACCCCCAGUGCAAAGUGUACUAUGGUCAUUCAGACCACUUGUACUUGUGAACUGUAGGCUAGUUUUCUUUGCUUUAUGUCUAAAAGCCACUUAUGAGCGAGUACCUAUGAUACUUGUCUCUCUGGGUCUGGGUUACCUUACUCAAUAUGAUGUUUUCUAGAUUCAACCAUUUGCCUGCAAAUUUCAAGAUGUCAUUUUUUUUCUGCUGUAUAGUACUUCUUUGUGUAAAUGUACCACAUUUUUCUUAUCCAUUCUUCGGCCAAGGGGCAUUUAGGUUGUAUCCAGAUUCUGGCUGUGACAAACAAAGUUGCUAUGAACACAGUUAAGCACAUGUCCUUGUGGUACAAUUGAGCAUCCUUUGAGUACAUACCCAAAACUGGUAUUGCUGCAUCUUGAGGAAGAUUUGUUUCCUAAUUUUCUGAGAAAUCGUCAUACUGAUAUCCAAAGGAGCUGUACCAGUUUGCACCCCCACCAGCAAUGCAGGAGUGUUCCCUUUAGCCCACAACCUCUCCAGCAGAAGUCCUCAUCAGUGUUUUAGAUCUUGGCCAUUCUGACAGGUGUAAGAUGGAAUCUCAGAGUUGUUUUUGAUUUGCAUUUCUAUGAUGGCUAAGGAUGUUAAGCAUUUUCUUAAGUGUCUUUCAGCCAUUUUAGAUUCCGCUGUUGAAAGUUCUCUGUUUAGGUCUGUACUCCAUUUUUUAUUGGGUUAUUUGUUCUUUUGAGGACCAAUUUCUUGAGUUCUUUGUAUAUUUUGGAGAUCAGACCUCUGAUGUGGGUUGGUGAAAAUCUUUUCCCACUCUUUAGGCUUCCAUUUUGUCUUGUUAACCAUGUCCUUUGUUUUAUAGAAGCUUUUCAGUUUCAGCAGAUCCCAUUAUUACUUGUUUCUCUCAGUGUCUGUGCUACUGGGAUUAUAUUUAGGAAGUGGUCUCCUGUGCCAGUGUGUUCAAGUGUACUUCCCACUUUCUCUUCUAUAAGGUUCAGUGUGGCUGGCUUUAUGUUGGGGUCUUUGAUCCAUUUGGAUUUGAGUUUUGUGCAUGGUGAUAGAUAUGGAUCUAUUUUCAUUCUUCUACAUGUUGAUAUCCAGUUAUGCCAGCACCAUUUGUUGAAUAUGCUUUCUUUUUCCAUUUUAUAUUUUUUGCUUCUUUGUCAACAAUCAGGUGUUCAUAGGUGUGUGGAUUGAUAUCUGGGUCUUCAGUUCCAUUGCUCCUCCUGUCUGUUUUUAUGCCAGUCCCAGGCUGUUUUCAGUACUGUCGCUCUGUAGUAGAGUUUGAAGUUGAAGAUUGUGAUGCCUCCAGAAAUUCCUUUAUUGGACAGGAUUGUUUUGGCUAUCCUGAGUUUGCUUUUCCAUUUGAAGUUGAGUACUGUCCUUUUAAGGUCUAUGAAGAAUUUUGCUGGAAUUUUGAUGGGCGUUGCAUUGAAUCUGUAGAUUGCUUUUAAUAAGAUAGCCAUUUUUACUAUGUUAAUUCUACCUAACCAAGAGCAUGGGAGAUCUUUCCAUUUUCUGGUGUCCUCUUCAAUUUCUUUCUUCAACGAUUUAAAAUUCUUGUCAUACAGGUCUUCCACUUGUUUGGUUAGCGUUACUCCAAGAUAUUGUGAAGGGUGAUGUUUCUCUGAUUUCUUUCUCAGCCAUUUUAUCAUCUGCAUUUUUUUGAGUUAAUCUUGUAUCCUGCUACAUUACUGAAAGUGUUUAUGAGUUGUAGAAGUUCCUUGGCAGAAUUUUUGGGAUCGCUUAUGUAAACUAUCAUAUCAUCAGCAAAUAGUGAGAGUUUGACUUCUUUUAUGAUUUGUUUCCCCUUGAUCUUCUUUUGUUGUCUUAUUGCUCUAGCUAGAACCUCAAGAACUAUAUUAAAUAGAUACGAAGAGAGUAGACAACCUCAUCUUGUUUCUGAUUUCAGUGGGAUCACUGUGAGUUUCUCUCUGUUUAGUUUGAUGUUGGCUGAUGGCUUGCUGUAUAUGGCCUUUAUUAUGUUUAGGUAUGUUCCUUUGUAUCCCUGCUCUCUCCAAGACUUUUAUCAUGAAGGAACGUUAUAUUUUGUUGAAGGCUUUUUCAGCAUCUAAUGAGAUGAUCAUGUGGUUUUUAUUAACAAAAUGUAUUUCAAUCAUAUGCUGAAAACUAUCCCUAGUAUAUGUGUAACUUAUGAAAUCUUAAAUUAUAUCAUUUAUUAUAUGCUCAUAUUUUCCUCAACAUUAAAAUAUCACAUUGCAUCCUUUAAAUGCACUUUUUAAAGUGAUAUUAAAGCAGUCUUUAAAAAACACACCAUGUUAGCCUUUCAUGCAUUGUGUAAUUGGGGUUUUUUGCGGGGGGAGGGGAAGGUUGGAUUUUUGUUUUUGUUUUUUAGUGGGAGGAGUGAGACACAGUCUUUCUCUGAAGCCCAAGAGUCCCUGGAACUCACAGUAAUCCUCCUGCCUCAGUCUCCUUAAUACUAGGAUUAUAGGCAUAAGCUACUACAUCUGACUGUAUGUGAAAGUUUUAAAAUAAGAGCUACAUUCUUUAAGCAAUUAUUAUUGACUUUCUAUUCAUAUAUGUAUAUAUAUAUAUAACACAACUAAAAAUAAAUAUGUAACAGAGCCAAGAAGUAUAUUUUCCUCCCUAGAAAAAAAUCAUACUUAAUAGAAAUCUAUGUUCUUUAUAAAGUCUACAUUUAAAAUUUGUAUUAAUUCUCUCUUAUGGAACGACUUGUAAAUUUCUUCAGUUAAUAAAUUGCUGUUUUUAAAAUGAAGCUUAUAUGUGUUAGAGCAGAGAAACUGAGCCAAGUUAGAGCUAUUUCCAAGAAGUAUGGAAUGGUCUUAGCAUUGCAUCUUUUUCUGCAAGUCAGCAUCCUUGCUCCCUCUGAUUAAUAACCCUCUGUCACGUUCUGUCCAUUCCCUUAGAUGACUGCAGUAGUCCUGUUUCUAUCCGUUCCC